Mercenaria mercenaria is the source of this 5079-nucleotide messenger RNA. RefSeq names its product guanylate cyclase soluble subunit alpha-1-like. Gene Ontology annotation, biological process: cGMP biosynthetic process; response to oxygen levels. Gene Ontology annotation, cellular component: guanylate cyclase complex, soluble. Bases 681 to 3017 code for a protein of 778 amino acids. NCBI's taxonomy places the organism in Eukaryota, Metazoa, Mollusca, Bivalvia, Venerida, Veneridae. The transcript is spliced from 12 exons. The record is from RefSeq and is a predicted model, not a curated record. Gene Ontology annotation, molecular function: heme binding; guanylate cyclase activity.
GGUAGAUGGAGAUAAGGCCUGUAUAUAUUCUACGUUUUGCAAAUAUUCCCUAAGCUCUAUGUUUUUGUAUGUUACUAUCUGCCACUAAAUUCGUAUAUUGAUUAAAGUAAAACUGACGAUCUGAAGGUAACUUGUAUUACUAAAGAUAUAACAGCGUCAUUUGUUCUCGUGGGUAAUACAGAUGAAAAGGUUAUUUGAGAGGAGAUUAAACAUGCGAUGAGCGUGCAUAUCGCUCGGUACAGGUGAAUAGCUGGACUUACUUGAGCAAGAUAUUGUUAAACAUACUGAUGCACAGUAUAGGAAAUUUGCCCAUGGACGCUAUAUAGAAGAUUUUCGUAUUUCAAAUAGUUGUUAUAAAACUAUCCUAGUGUUCGGAAUGAUUAUCUGCGCUGAUGGAUUAAUUCAGAAGUUACACUGAGUAAACCUAAAUAAAUGAGGAUUCUGUAAUUAGAUUCAGUCAUCUAUAAAGUGUGUCAUGUGGAGACCACUUCAAUGAUGAAGUCGUAUCUAUUGACAUGAAAAUUGCUUAACGAUCAGAAAAUAACUGGCCUCUUUCUUGGAAACGUAUUGACGACAUGUAGUUGCCCACCUUGGUUUCAGUGUAAUUUUGAGAUGGCUUAGAAAUGUAGACGCGAAUCACGAUACAGCGGAUACAAGAACGUAUGUAAUGUCGAGGAGAAAUGUCAGAUAAAGUUGCCCCUUGUCCUGUGACAAAUGGUGUCACAAGAGCGAUUGACAACCAGAAACCGCCCGACUGUUCACAGGAUUGCUGCAAAAAUCAGAAUUCCACAGACAUGAGUAACACUGAUAUGGGCAAAUGCCCAAUAAUGUCUGGAAUGAUAGGUAAAAUACAAGAGAACGGUAACGGUGGCCAAACAGACUCACCAGCAAAUGUUUCAGAUACAAGUACUACCGUAGCAUCAUGCAAUUCUUGCAGCAAGAGUGUGCCAACAAAACCAGUUAGGUCUUCAAGUGGUUACGCCUUGUUUCAAGACUCCAAUGCGGGUCUUACUUCAGGGAAUAGAAAGACUAGUAACAUAUCAAACAUAUCAAUGACGUCAUCGUCAGCUGGUUCCGAUGAGACGGACGAAAAGAAAUUAGACUUGCGAUGCCUUAUUGAGAGUGUAGGCACACUUCUUAUCCCAGUUACUGGGUUCAUGUACAGAGCAUUGAACAAUCUUCUUAACAAGGAACCGUCCAGUUUGAAACAAUUAAUGUCUACAUGUUCAUCAGCUACAGGGUUUGAAGACAAAAUGGAGAAUAUUGAUAUGCGCCACCAGCCUGUAGAUGAAUGUUCACUUCUGGACAUCAUUAGCCACUCUGCUCAAAUUCUUCAGAUGAAUGACCACGAAUUUAUGCGACAUCUAGGUGAGGAAUAUUUCCGUUUGUGCCUUUUGGAAUAUGGGGAUGCCAUCAGAAUGAUGGGCAGCAACAUACUCGAAUUCUUCAGCAAUCUUGAUGGUUUACAAACUUACAUAACGUUAUCGGAGAAAUUUAAGUCACAGGUGCCACCUUCAUCAAGAUGCGAGUACGAGAAUAACAAGAUGACUCUUCAUUUCUAUACUGAUAAAAGGGAACUUUUAGAAUACUAUGGUGGCAUUGUUGCAGGAAUAUCUAAAUAUUUAUUUCAAAGGGAAGCUGAAGUGACAGUUAGUUGUAGCAAUACUCCCGGCUCUUUACAUCAUAUUAUUAGUGUAAAGGUUGAAGAUGAAAGGUCAACCCCACAAUGUAAAAUAUGUUCUCCGCAAGAGAGUGCUAGCAAAAAAGCAUCUGACAGUAAAAUAAGCACGACAACAUUUUGCAAAACAUUUCCCUUCCAUUUUAUUAUUGACAAAAAUCUUGAUAUUAUUCAAAUUGGGGAGGCACUGUGUAAACAUGUAAACACGGCAAAAUCAACCAGCAAAAAGAGGCUGUCUUUACAUUUUGAAGUGCUGCGACCACGAAUUGAGCCGCUGACAUACUCGGCAUUGCUCUCACAUGUAAAUUUUAUGUUUAAUCUCAGGACAAAACAAGCAGACAAACAUUGUAAAAGUCAGACGAUGGAGCUUAAAGGCCAGAUGAUCCAACUACCAGAGAUCGAUGGCAUCCUCUUCCUGGGCACACCAAGUGUAGAAAAGCUUGAUGAAUUGAUAGAAAAAGGUCUUUAUAUUUCCGAUCUUCCUAUACAUGACGCCACUAGAGACGUCAUAUUAGUAGGAGAGCAAACAAAAGCCCAGGACGGUCUGCGCCGACGUAUGGAAGACUUGAAGAAGAAUAUCAUAGAAGCAAGUGCUGCUGUGGAAGAAGAAAAGAGAAAAAAUGUCGAACUUCUGCGCAUGGUGUUUCCGUCAAAUAUAGCUGAAAAACUGUGGAGAAAUGAGAAAAUAGAACCUCAGUGUAUAGAUAAUGUGACGAUACUGUUCUCUGACAUCGUUGGCUUUACUUCUAUCUGUUCUUCAUGUACACCUAUGGAUGUCAUCAAUAUGCUGAAUUCACUGUACACAAAUUUUGACAAUUGUUGCGGAUUUCUGGACGUUUAUAAGGUAGAAACUAUCGGAGAUGCGUAUUGCGUUGCAGCUGGUCUGCAAAGGCCAUCAAAAUACCACGCGAUGCAAAUUGCUUGGAUGGCCAUUAAAAUGAUGGAGUUUGCAAGUCAACAAAAAUCACACGAUGGUAAAGUUAUACAGAUGCGUAUUGGUUUGCAUACGGGUAAUGUGCUGGCCGGUGUGGUUGGAGUUACUAUGCCUAGAUAUUGUUUGUUUGGAAACAAUGUCACUCUCGCUAACAAAUUAGAAUCGGGUAGUGAAGCGACCAAAAUCAACGCAAGUCCAACAACGGCAAGGUUGCUGUAUGAGGGAUUCAAGCUGACGCCAAGACCACGUGAAUGUCUUCCACAAGGGUUCCCAUCUAAUAUUGAAGGAACUUGUCAUUUUGUUGAUACCUAUCAGUUUCCUUUUACAGAACUUCAAAAUGACCUUACAACCGCAAAACAUAUUGAACUCGCUGUAAAGCAUUAUAAGAUAAAUGAGAUCAACUAGUCUUAUAUAUGAUGUUAUUCUUGGCUGCGUGAUAUAUUUUCUCUUAUUGUGCCGAAAUACAUUUUCCUAAUUCAAGUUUUUCUGUUCCCAGUAAAUAAGGACAGAACACACUAUUGGUGCUUUUCCCUGUAGUUAGCAUUAUACACUAUGACAGUUUUAUCUCGAUUGCGAAGAUUUAAUUAAGGAACAGUACACCAGCCGCCUUUCGAUUCGCAAGUUUAUUAUCUUUUUUUCCAAAUAGGAAACUGGAAAUAUAAAUAAAAUAUAUACGACAGAAAUACGAAAUUAACCAAUGACAUUCUGUCUGUUGUCAAUUUCUUAUACAGUUUUCUUUUAAUAUUUAAUAUUCGAUCUGAUUGAAAGUGAUAUUAUCAUCGGCGGCUUAUGUCUCAAACAAUAUUAACACAAGACAGGCCAUUUGUUCCCAUAUAACCCAUAUAUGAUACUCUCCAUAAUUCAGCCAUACAUCCAAGCACAAUCAUGUGCAUUUCUAUAUUCUAAAAUGAAAGAUAAUCUUCAUACAUAGUUGCUUCUUUCUCUUCAAAGCUAGGUCUCUUUUCUCCAAAGGAGUUAUUGUAAUAUUAGUACUAAGGUCCUGACUGCAAUCUCUGUUGUAGUAAUUAAUUUGUCCAGUUGUCACGGCUGGCCCAGACGGAUGGAACCAGGCAAGAUUGUUUACAAAGUAUGUUCCUAUCUGUCCUUCAGCAGGUUGUAUGGUUGAUAUACUUUCUUAUACGCCUGGACCACUUUGAGAAGACAAAUGACGCCCCAUUUCAAUGCAGCUUUAACUACAGCUUAGUUUUGCUACAAGUAGACAAGAAAAUACAUUAAACGUCAGAAAUGUAUAAUAAAUUAAACGCAUUAAACAUUUGAAAUGUAUUAUGUCAGAAACUGCAAAGUUACACAUUUUACAUAUCUUUUUGGCGGCGAGUUCGUGUUCGUUUAGGCACUUGUUUAGCGACUUAUCUCUACCUGGUUUAUAAUACUAUCAAAUCCACUCAUAGCUAGAUGGGAAUAUUCUAAUUUCUAGUGAAAAUGAUAAUUACCAACAGCCCAAAAGAAAAAAGUUACUAGAAAAAUGUUUUGUUUAAUGUAAAUGUAAUAUUAUUAAUUGAAGUUAACCCCAUUCGAUGACAGAUCAAUACAAUGUUACAUAAAUUUGUUGAUAAGACAUCUUGUUAAGGUGAGAAUUCCAUUAGUAAAUAGCCCGUCAAGCAAAAUAAUGUCUUUUUCUUUCUCAGUAUCAAGCCUUAGAAUCUAUUUAUCAGUUAUCUAUAUUAAUUAUUCAAAAGAAGUAUUUUAGUUGUUGUUAGUUAUUCUAAUAAAUUAAUGAAACCUUUUAGGAUAUUAAUUGAACCUAAAGAUUGUGGUAAAUAUUUUCACAUUGUAUGAUAAGCAGUCUUCAAUUAAUAGAUAUACUUAUUUAUAGAACUGUAGAGAGAAAUGAACACGACGGCUUGUUUAUAGUACAAAAUAAAUCGUAUUUAUUAUUGUUAUUCGUUUUUGUUAUCAAUUUCUUUUACAUCACAUGUUAAACUUUUUUUCUGAUAUAUUAGAAGGUUUUUUUUUAAGUUGAAUUUUUCUUAAUCAUAUAUUAUUUCUAAAGCCCCCUGGAUAUUCUUACUUAUGUUUUUGAUAAUACGUAUAGUACAUGUAUGAAAUUUCUCAUAUAUUGGAAAGAAUAUAAUAAUAGUGCAAAGACAUCAUGUUAUUCAUUUACGACCUUUACCCAUUUUCAAAAAGUUCACAGAAACACAGAUGCAUGUUUUGUUUUUAUUCAAAGACAAGUAAGUUACUUAGACAAAGAAGUUACCUUUUUCUUGUCUUACAAUCAAAUUCGAUUGUUUGCAAAUUCUAGACAGUUAUGUGUACAUUUUACCGUUUUAAAAUUGGGCUGAUGUGUAAGACGUUUCAUAAUGUGUAUGCUUGAGAAUUUUGAAAGAUGUUGUUAAAGUCUCGAGCGGGGCAUCUAUAAUAAUAACAUUGUUUUUGAUAUAUGUAAAAACUAAAUAAAUAUUGUUUAAACUUAUUUUCUAUUUAUGUAUUAAAAUAUUAUGAAAUA